Messenger RNA from Bipolaris victoriae FI3, 858 nucleotides. RefSeq lists its product as hypothetical. Bases 1 to 858 code for a protein of 285 amino acids. The record is from RefSeq and is a predicted model, not a curated record. The transcript is spliced from 2 exons. NCBI's taxonomy places the organism in Eukaryota, Fungi, Ascomycota, Dothideomycetes, Pleosporales, Pleosporaceae.
AUGACAGGCUCGGAAUAUUCCAAUGCAAAGCAGGACCUAGAGGCUUUCCGCAUUGCUGGUCUCCCGCCGGACUUUUACUACAUCUCCAACUUCAUUAGUGUUGAAGAGGAAACGUCGAUUCUACAAAAGAUCCCAGCUCAGCGAUGGACGUACCUGUCUCACCGUCGCCUCCAAGCGGUUCCGUCUACACUAACUAAAAACAACACGCUACUGGCCUCUCCGUUGCCCGUCUACCUGACGACGCCGAUAGUGGACCGCUUCAAAGAUCUGGGCAUCUUCGAUGACACUCCUCAUCGGCAGCCAAACCAUGUACUGGUCAACGAGUACAAGCCCGGCCAAGGCAUCAUGCCGCACGAAGACGGCGACGCGUACGCACCCGUAGUCGCAACCGUCAGUCUCGGCGCCCCUCUCUGUCUGGACAUUCUACCCAAGCCCUCGUCCUCCUCGUCCUCCUCCGCCGCCGCCUCAGCAGCCGAAGAGGACGACAACGACGACGUAAACACGAGUAAUCACGCCCAGGCAAGUCAUGACGAAGCCAAGAGCCACUCCCCCACUCCCCCGGCCAGGAUUACUCUUCCGACCCGCAUCUACCAGGAACCGCGAUCCCUGCUCGUCACCUCGGGCUCUGCAUACCGGCAUGUCAUGCAUGGCAUUGCGGAGCGUGAAACAGACGACGACUUGCAUGCCGCCAGCGUGGCGAAUUGGCAUUUGCUGGGUGAUACGGCGCCGCUCAAGGCUUCGGGCGGUGUCAGUACCAGGGGCGUGAGGAUUAGCUUGACGUACAGGGAUGUGCUCAAGGUUAGUACCGCUGCGAGCAAGGUUCUGGGUGGUUUUGGAGGGAAUCGGCGGGGAGGGUGA